AUGAUGGAGGACACCACCUCCCCCUCCCCAGCCCUAGCCUUAGCCAAUGUCAAGGUUAAAGUCUCUAAGGAGACCACUAAGGCCAGCGAUGAGGUCUUCCUUCUCACUCUUCUAGAGGGGGUUGAUUAUGAGGGUGCCGCAGCGACCCUCGGGAUCACUAAGGCAGCCUGCCGCAUGCGAUAUACCCGCCUACGGGAGAAGCACGGCUUCAAGAAGGUGCGCGCCAAGCGGAUCCCACGUGGCAAGAAGGAAGCUGCCAAUACCACCAAGUCGAUUGCCUCCAAAGAAGCGGACGUUACGAAGGAUGACGCCAAUGACAAUACCGAGGAAGCCACUGUGGAAAAGACUACCGAGAAAUGA
Penicillium griseofulvum is the source of this 360-nucleotide messenger RNA. RefSeq lists its product as uncharacterized. The transcript has 2 exons. Lineage: Eukaryota; Fungi; Ascomycota; Eurotiomycetes; Eurotiales; Aspergillaceae. The coding region runs from base 1 to 360 and encodes 119 amino acids. The record is from RefSeq and is a predicted model, not a curated record.